AUGAAGUUCAUUAAAAUUUCUCACUUUGCCAUUACCACCUGUGCCAUUGCAUUGUUCAUGGCCACAUCCUGCAGUGCUGAAGUUUGCUGGACUUUCAGUCCCUUCGAUAACCACCGAGGAGAUUCUGGUGUUCACUAUGUUUAUCCCCCAACUGAAAAAACCACGGCUAUAGAAUGUGCUGUUGACUGUGUCUCUGCUACAAGUGUCAGAGUUACUAUGUACGAAAAUCCAAGUGCUCCUGGUGAUCGUAUUGUUGAUGAAACAACCUCUUGUGGAACCACCAUUUCCCAUACAACAACCAACAGUGCACCGGUUGGCAUAGGAUUCGAGGCAACUGACAACAUUAACUUGGUCUUCACCUGUAGAUGCAAUGAUCUCAGCACCCCUGCUCCUUAUGCAUAUAAUCCCUAUCCCACUCCCCCUCCUCCUCCCUUUUGCUUUUCCGAGGAAGCCACUGUGGAACAACCAGGCCAAGCACCCACCAAGAUGACGGAACUCAAGAUCGGAGACAAGAUCUUGACUGCCAACAAUGAAUACCAACCAAUCUACGCCUUUGCCCACAAUGAUGCCACCACUUACACGGAAUUCCUCCAAAUCCACACGACAAGUGGCAACAACCCAUUGGAAAUCACCAGUCAACAUUUGGUCUAUGUGCAGGGGAAGGAUGCCCCGGUCACAGCCGGAUCCAUCAAGGUUGGUGAUACUCUUACUGAAGCUGGACAAGGAGGAGCGGCUGUUGUUACCAAGAUUGAUACUGUCCAGCGCCACGGAAUCUAUGCUCCCCUGACUCCGGAUGGCACACUUGUGGUGGAUGGCAUUGCAUCCUCUUGCUAUGUUUCCCUCCAACCCAAUGGGGAUCCCCAAACCAUGGAACUAAAAGGCUGCUCUGCAUUGUCCGUUUUCUCUCACCACCGAGUUGCCCACAUGCUCUUGACUGUGCCUCGUUUGGUUUGCAUGGGCGGGAUCAACCCAAAAUGGUGCCAGACGUACAAUGAAGAUGGUGUGGCUCUUUUUGUGCAGACGGCAUUUGAUUUGUCCGACUGGUUCCAUGCCCAGCACUGGGUGGUUCAGAGGUUCCUUUUAGCUGUCUAUUUGGUUGUCUUGUGUCCCAUGUAUGCAUUGGAGCUCUUGUUGGGUACCAAGCUGGCUGCUGCCAUGGUUGUUGGUGGAUUGGGCUUUGUGGGUUUUGUUCGUGGAAAUAAUGCUCCUGCUGCGGAACCAACCGAUGUCAACAAACAAGCUUGA
Messenger RNA from Seminavis robusta, 1245 nucleotides. Lineage: Eukaryota; Bacillariophyta; Bacillariophyceae; Naviculales; Naviculaceae. The record is from the annotation of a GenBank genome assembly.